AUGGCAUCUUCACUGAGUCGUGUUCAUGAGGCGGAGCCCGGUCAAACUCUCACAUCUGGCUCCGAUGCGGGGAUCCUUCCGCCUCUGUGCGACAUCUUCGUCAUCGAAGAGGGCGCCGCUGACCAAGCCCAGGUUUUGGACGCCCUCUCCAUGACCCCCGACCCCGAGGUCGGUGCAGAUAUACUCUUGAGGUGCAUAGAGAAAGCCGUUGUCGGAGGAGGUCCUCCACGGCUAGAAGCUCUGGUCGAGCAACUUGCACACCACCUGCUCGUCUCUCCAGUCGAGGUGGUCCCUGAAGCGGUGAGGUUGUACCUCGUGGACCUUUCCCCAGAAGAGCUGCCCAAGUAUGUGGACGAACAUCUCGGUUGGGCAUGCAGUCGGGCCGCGGUCGGCCUAUUGCCGCCCGAGACCUCACAAAAACUUCUUGACCUCCUCCCCCCCAUGGUGGUCUACGCUGCCCUUCAGAAUGAAAGGCUAGCUCAUUUUCCGGGAGCUCAGACUCUUACCCCCUUGUACCGUCGCAAAAACCUUUCCUCGCUCCUGGAACUAAAGAGCUCCGAAGCGAGCCCCUUCAGCGAGGGGUGGACCGCCCGCCUUUUCCAACGGAGAAGCGAGGUGUCCAGGCAGACCGCCGGCGGCCCGGCUAGUCUUCAGCAGGCGGCUCCUGCUCAGCACUUCCAUGGUUUCAAUCAUCGGUCUACCUCCUCGCCCCCGCGCAGGUCGGUUUCUAGGGAGCGCGGAGAGAUCUCCUCCGGGCGCUCCCCGGGGGCCUUGAAUCUAACGCCCCCGUCUCACGGAUCCCGGGUGACCUUGAGGCCGAAUCCGGACGCCAUCUCGAACGGGGACCGUAGACUGGCCUCUCGGGAUGCUGAUAAAGCAUCCUCAGCCUUCAAGGGCGGUCCCUUCAAAGGCGUCGAUGACAAGCGCGGACUCUCAGGCAGGGUUGUGCAGGCCCUGUGA
Messenger RNA from Perkinsus marinus ATCC 50983, 960 nucleotides. RefSeq lists its product as hypothetical. The coding region runs from base 1 to 960 and encodes 319 amino acids. The transcript has a single exon. NCBI's taxonomy places the organism in Eukaryota, Perkinsozoa, Perkinsida, Perkinsidae. The record is from RefSeq and is a predicted model, not a curated record.